Phytophthora nicotianae INRA-310 is the source of this 2001-nucleotide messenger RNA. RefSeq lists its product as hypothetical. The record is from RefSeq and is a predicted model, not a curated record. The transcript has 3 exons. Gene Ontology annotation, biological process: mitotic spindle organization; microtubule-based movement. NCBI's taxonomy places the organism in Eukaryota, Oomycota, Peronosporomycetes, Peronosporales, Peronosporaceae. Bases 487 to 1890 code for a protein of 467 amino acids. Gene Ontology annotation, molecular function: microtubule motor activity; microtubule binding; ATP binding.
AAUUUGGCGCGUUUGGUUGCUCUAUGACUAUGAUGCUCAAGACGCAGGAUACGGCUGCGGCUUGCGAACCAUCAUCCAAGAGCGAUGCCGUGCAGGUUGCCGUCCGCGUGCGACCUUUGAGCACUAUUGAGGCUUCGCAAGGCUCGAAAGUCUGCGUACACGUUGAGGAUGCCAACGUCCUGCUGGCUGACAAGUGUUUCCACUUCGACGCUGCAUUCCCACCGACGACGCAGCAGGUGUACUGGCGAAAAAAUGCAAAGCCGAUGCUAUUUUACGCAUGUGUUAACAUCGCUAUGCUCGCUGCAAUGAAUUUGAUGCAGGAGAUCAUCUACACAACACUGGUCGCCCCGAUAGUCGACCAGUUCUUCAGUGGCUACAACGCAACCGUGUUUGCGUACGGCCAGACCGGAUCUGGCAAGACGUAAGUGAAGAUCAAGAAGUGACCUGGUGAUUAUCUAAUUUACGCUUGCGCUGCAAAGAUUCACAAUGGGCAACGACUUCGGAUCAAGCGCUGCUCUUAGCAACCGUGGUGUCAUUCCGCGUGUUAUAGAGACUGUUUUUAAGAGAAUAAACGCCUCAAGAAGCUCGCAACGUUUUGUUAUUAAGUUGUCGUAUUUGGAGAUCUUAAACGAAGAAAUUCGUGACCUCCUUCCCAAGAUUUCCUCGGAUAAAUUACGCCAGAUGCUGUCCGUACGAGGCGAUGGGGAUCGAGGGAUUAUCGUUCAUGGACUUCAAGAACACACAGUGAAGUCGGCUGACGAAGCGCUGAAGCUACUUCGCUCUGGUGCAGUAUCACGUGCUACAGCUGCAACAAGUAUGAACGGCAAGUCAAGCCGCUCACACGCUAUCUGUACAAUAUCAAUGGAGUAUCGUGAGGCCGCGGACGGCGUCAAGGAGACGCGAUUUUCCAAGUUCCACCUCGUGGACUUGGCCGGCUCCGAACGCGUGCGACGUACCAACACACAAGGAGCUCGGUUCAAAGAGGGUGUGAGCAUUAACCGGGGGCUAUUAGCUCUAGGCAACGUCAUCAAUGCACUGUCGGAGCGCAACCGGACCGCACAUGUUCCUUAUCGAGACUCCAAGCUCACGCGCUUGCUUCAAGACAGUCUCGGUGGUAAUGGCAAGACACUUAUGAUUGCAUGUAUCAGCCCAGCCGACGUGAACCAGGAGGAGACCACCAAUUCACUACGGUAUGCUGCACGAUCAAGGAAAAUCGAGAACCAAGCAGUCAUCAACACGGACAGGAAUGAGGUGGAGCUUCAACGACCCGAUAUUUCUCGUUCUAGCGCUGUCAGCUCUCUCGAGGAAGCUAAUCGGAGGCUGACGGAAGAACUUCGACUCGCAAAUGCGGCUAAGUACAAGUGGAAAAGAAUCGCUGAGGAGCUGAGUAAAGAACUGCAGGUAUUGAAGGAUCAAGCCUCAAAGAAACCUGCUAAAAAGCGAAAGAAACGGGAGUCCUACGAAACGAUGGAGACGUUUUUCAGCAGUAGCGACGAAGAAGAAGACAACAUUGAAAACGAUCCGGACUACGUGAAUGACGAACAUCGAAGCAGCAAGAGAAGUAAAGUUAACAAUUCCUCAGUCACUGAUGACGUAAUGGACGAAAUCGACGAGAUGCUGGAGACCAGUGCAGCUUCCUGUUGCGCUUGUCAAGGCAAAUGUGCAACGAAGGCAUGCGCUUGCAAGUCGCAGAGUCGUGUUUGUAGCACUGAAUGUUCGUGCCAUUCAGAGAAAUGCAGGAAUCGUCAGCAUGAAGACACACAAGGUGACACUCCGCGUGUCGAUCAUCACGAAGGAGCUGAAUUUGCGGCUCCAUCAACUCCAACGAGGCAGGACGCACUUCAAACUGUUGUCACGACAACACCUGUGAUCGACUUGAUGUCACCGUAACCCCUGUGAUAAAGACUCAGGUUAAUUCAUGCAUUAGUUGACCGCUAUAUUGCUCACUUGCUGCGUUCAUGAAGCGACAAAACGUCUACAGUGCAAACCUUUUUACCUCAU